AUGCAAGCUAUAUCUAAUGGAUUGCAGAUGCAAAAACCUCCAGGCAUGACGGUGAAUUUUGAUCCAUAUUGUCAACUUAAUAAGCGGUACAGUAUCCCCAUGUCACCCUUAAUUCACCAUACACAAUAUAAUACUCAAUAUCACCGACCACAACCCAGCUUUCAACAACCAUUAGUGAUAAAUGGGGAACAACAACCUAGCCCUUGUUCAUCUAAUCACUCAUCAACAUCGAGGUCAACUUCUCUAUCAGUAUCGUCACAAAGCUACGUCUCUCCUAUUGAAACAUAUUCUAAUCAGUCAUCAAAUGAACCAAAUUUAGUAACAUAUAUAAAUGAUUACAAUAUUAAUGAUUGA
Messenger RNA from Macrosiphum euphorbiae (potato aphid), 354 nucleotides. NCBI's taxonomy places the organism in Eukaryota, Metazoa, Arthropoda, Insecta, Hemiptera, Aphididae. The record is from the annotation of a GenBank genome assembly.